AUGAGGAAAAGUCAGAGCCAAGAUUCUGUUCCAUAUAAGGACUUUAGCUUGCGCUCUUUUCCUACUCUUAGACGGAGAGGAAGUCUUCUCAAGUCCCCGAAUCUUGGAAAUUUAAGGAGUUCAAAGUUUAAAACCUUAAACCUAAAAGAUCUUUGGGUCCGAAUUCUUAUCACUCAAAAAGUCAAGAAGAAUGAAAACUUUGUGGCAUUGGGUUUGAUUGGGUCUGUUUGGGUCAUUGAUUUAAUAAUUAAGGUGCUUUUAGCAUUUGCGAAGAAAUCAUUGGCCCUAUUUCCAGCUAAGUUUCAAAAGAGCAUGUGGAUAAAGCAAGGUAGUUUUGUUGUGGUUGAUGACAAUGGGAAGGUGAAGGCUCUUGAAUCUGGCAGCAAGGUGACAUGCAUUGUUUCUAAAGUUCUCUUCUAUGAACAAGUGUGUGCUGUUCGGAAGUCACCGAAAUGGGCAGAAGUCUUCAAAGAAACAGUUUUGGAUAAUUCUAAUGGAAGUCGAGAGGGAGAGACUUCGCAACAAGAAGAUAAUGAUCUUGAAUCGAGUUGUGAUGAGGACGAUGUACUACCUCCACUUGAAGCCAAUACAAACAGAAAUAGACCGUUUGAAUUGCACCAGGAAUCUGAUUCAGGUUCAGAAUCUGAUUCUUGACAAUUGCCUUGGUGCGCUUGAAUUAGAAUUAGUGAGAAGACAACAAUUUUAAUGUGUAUCUUUGAUUUCAGUGUUAAAAUUCUAAAACAGUAAUAUAAUCUCAAAAAAUUUAAUCAGAAAACAUGCUAAAUGCACCUUUUUUUUUUACUUUGGUCUACUGUCUGCCAUUUGAUUCUACUAUAUAUUCCAGCAACUCACA
Molecule: messenger RNA, 853 nt
Organism: Humulus lupulus (European hop)
Lineage: Eukaryota; Viridiplantae; Streptophyta; Magnoliopsida; Rosales; Cannabaceae
Exons: 6
Coding region: 1-654 (217 amino acids)
Biological process (GO): translational initiation
Cellular component (GO): nucleus
Molecular function (GO): translation initiation factor activity
Source: RefSeq, a predicted model, not a curated record